AUGCCGCAUCGGAAGCGGAGGGCGCCGCUAUGGAGUGCAGGGAUGGAGGCCACGCGCUGUAUCCACACGUGCCUUUGGCUGAGCACAGCCUGGAUCCCCUUCGUGCUGUCGCACGGACUCGCCUCCGGCACAGAGCUCGCUGCCGGCACUGACGGCCGGGACACGGCGCACGGGCACGGCAAGCUGGCGUGGGCUGUCAGCCUGGACGUGCCGGAGGAGGAACUGGAGCAGCGGGCAGAAGAGCUGGCCCGGACUGCGGGGCUGGUGAACAUGGGCCGCAUCGGGGAGCUCAAGGGCCAUUACCUCUUCGCCUACCAGCCCGACAGCCACACGGCGCCCGAACACGAAGCAAUAAGGAGAUCGGUGGACACUUUGUUUGCACAGCAUGACAGCGUGCGGUGGCAUUCGGAACAGAAGCUUCUGAAACGCUCCAAACGCAGCCUGCACUUUAAUGAUCCCAAAUACCCCCAGCAGUGGCAUCUGAACAACCGCAAGAGCCCCGGGAAGGACAUCAACGUCACCGGCGUGUGGGAGCGGAACGUGACGGGGCGCGGCGUGACGGUGGUGGUGGUGGACGACGGUGUGGAGCACACCAUCAAAGACAUACAGCCAAAUUACAGCCCAGAAGGCAGCUAUGACUUGAACUCCAAUGACCCUGACCCUAUGCCUCACCCUGACGAGGAGAACGGCAACCACCACGGGACCCGCUGCGCGGGGGAGAUCGCCGCCGUGCCCAACAACAGCUUCUGCACGGUGGGGGUUGCCUACGGGAGCCGCAUCGCAGGCAUUCGAGUGCUGGAUGGGCCCCUCACCGACAGCAUGGAGGCCAUCGCCUUCAACAAGCAUUAUCAGAUCAACGACAUCUACAGCUGCAGCUGGGGUCCAGAUGACGAUGGGAAAACUGUGGAUGGCCCCCAUCAGCUGGGAAAGGCCGCCCUGCAGCACGGCGUGAUCGCAGGUCGCAGGGGGUUUGGGAGCAUUUUCGUAGUGGCCAGCGGCAAUGGGGGGCAGCACAGCGACAACUGCAACUACGAUGGUUAUGCCAACUCCAUCUACACCGUCACGAUAGGCGCGGUGGACGAGAUGGGCUCCAUGCCGUUCUAUGCCGAGGAGUGUGCCUCCAUGUUAGCCGUGACCUUCAGCGGCGGGGACAAGAUGAUGAGGAGCAUCGUGACAACAGACUGGGACUUGCAGAAGGGCACGGGGUGCACGGAGGGCCACACGGGGACGUCGGCGGCAGCUCCUCUCGCCGCCGGGAUGAUCGCGCUGAUGCUGCAGGUGCGGCCGUGCCUCACCUGGCGAGACGUCCAGCACAUCAUUGUCUUCACAGCCACCAAGUACGAGGAUCGUCACGCGAAGUGGGACACCAACCAGGCUGGCUUCAGCCACAGCCACCAGCACGGCUUUGGCUUGCUGAACGCCUGGAGGCUGGUGAACGCUGCCAAGAUCUGGGAGUCCGUUCCCUACCUCGCCUCGUACGUGAGCCCUGCCCUGAAGGAGGGCAGGAACAUCCCGCUGCUGCCGCGGGAGCUGGAGGCCACGUGGAACGUCUCCACCGCCGACCUGGAGCUGUCUGGCAUGCGAACCCUGGAGCACGUGGCAGUCACCGUCACCAUCACACACCCCCGCCGCGGCAACCUGGAGAUCAGGCUCUUCUGCCCCAGCGGCAUGAUGUCCAUGAUAGGAACCACCAGGAGCAUGGACUCGGAUCCCAACGGCUUCGCUGACUGGACCUUCUCCACAGUGCGCUGCUGGGGCGAGGAGGCACAGGGCACCUACAGACUGGUCAUCAGGGACACCGGAGAUGAGAGCCUGCGGCCUGGGACCUUGAAGCAGUGGCAGCUGACUUUGUACGGCUCCUCCUGGUCCCCAGCGGAGAUGAAGGAGCGGCAGAGGCUGCUGGAAGAAGCCAUGAGCGGGCAGUACCUGAACAGCAACUUCUCCCUGCCCUGCCCUCCGGGGCUGGAGAUCCCCGAGGAGCAGCACUACACCGUCACAGCCAACACGCUCAAGACCCUCCUGCUGUUGGGAUGCUUUGCUGUGUUCUGGACUUUCUACUACAUGCUGGAGGUGUGCCUGACCAGGAACAACGUGGGCUUCGACCUGAGCUGCAGAGGCUCCACCACCUGCAAAUGGUACCAGCAGGGCGGGAAGCACAGAGCCCUCGAGAACGGCCUGGAGAUGGAGUCGGUGCCGCUCUACAGGGAGAAGGAAGCUGAGGACGUCGAGAUGGAGUGCGAGCAGCUGGAGCCUGCCCAGGAGGACGUGCAGGAAGAGGGGUCCUGGACCCCCACCCACCCCAAACCCCCUACCAGCAGCAGAGCUGCCGGCUUCCACGAGGCAGCCCCCGCCGCGGCGGGGUACCUCGGCCGGGAGGCAGCGGCUGAGCUCCUCUCGGAGGGCAGGGAGCACCAGACAUGCUAGCUGGGGCUGGGGGCUUGGGCUGCUUUCCCCCCCCUCGGUACGUCCUUCCUGAGCGUGGGCAGCAGCAACUUCCUGAGCCCCCGGGGACCAUUGCCGCUGUGUCCUGCAGAAAGGGGUGCUGGAAGUGGCUCAAACAAGGAGAAAGUCUGCUGGCAGUGGAAGGGGAGCUUUCCUUUCCCUUGCUCUGGAAAACAAAGCAAGCCUUAAGCCCCUUGCUCCCUGUCCCCUGUGCUCUGACCCCGCCACCCCGUCCUCUCCGGCAAGGCGUACACCUGGGGGGGCAGAAGGCAGCGGGGCUUCCUCCAUCGUCCUGCCCAGAGGCUGCAGGGAGUAAAUGCAACCCGGAGGGUGCUGGGUGCUGCCUCCCCCACACCCCCGUUCCCAUAUGCUGCAGGGAGGGCGGAGGG
Molecule: messenger RNA, 2831 nt
Organism: Oxyura jamaicensis (ruddy duck)
Lineage: Eukaryota; Metazoa; Chordata; Aves; Anseriformes; Anatidae
Gene: PCSK7
Product: proprotein convertase subtilisin/kexin type 7
Exons: 15
Coding region: 1-2424 (807 amino acids)
Biological process (GO): protein processing
Cellular component (GO): Golgi membrane; trans-Golgi network
Molecular function (GO): serine-type endopeptidase activity
Source: RefSeq, a predicted model, not a curated record